AUAGUUUGUUUUGAUUGGUUCAAGAAAGGUUUCAAGAAAAAUCGGGAGAUUUUGAAAUCUAUUUAAACAAAAUCGAUAAGAUAUGAUUCUUUAUCUUCAUAAUUAAUAUUUUACAAUCGCAAUCGAUUGUAAAAUAAUCUGCAUGUGCUUAAAACAAUGGUAACUUGUAUUCGCAAUUACAGAUCUAGUCAAAAAUUUAAAUUCACGCAGAUUACGUGUUCGACCUUUGAUUGUAAUUUGUUUGAUUUCGUUAAGUUGGAGAAUCCGGCUUUUUUACUAUUCAUUUAGUUGUUGAAUUAAUUAGGAAGUGUACGACGCUGUUGAGUUCUUCUCCUUUAACAAUGAGUGAUAAUAAAAAUAUUUUACAAGGGCGCCCUGUUGAAAGGGUUUUGGAUGUAUCACUUGGAGAACUGUUGUUGAUGGUGAUGAGAAUACACGAGGAUAAUGUUAUAUUGGUUGACGCAGUUUCUGAUGAAGAACUAAGAGCGAGGCAGUUACUAGCCCGAGGCAUACAUUUAGCAAAAUGGUUCCAGUCCCUAAAUAUAUCUAUUGGAGACAGUGUCUCGAUAACGUGUGAAAAUAGACUUGAAUUUGGUAUAGUUCCUAUCGGAGCGUUCUUAUUAGGAGUCACUUUGGCACCCCUUAACCCCGAUUAUACCGUUGCUGAAUUGAAACAUUGUUUAGGACUCUCAAAACCGAAAAUAGUUUUUUGCUCAGACAAAACCAUAGAUAAAGUCAUUUCUAUUUUGCCCGAACAUGAAUACAUACAAAAAUUGGUUUUGUUCGGUGGAAGAAGGCAUUCACAUCCUUCAGUGGUCAGUUUUAAUGAUAUUGUUGCAGGUGUAAAUGAUAUUGAUGAAACGUUCAAAGCCGUGCCUAUUGAUACAAAAGAGACUGUCGCUACUAUUUUGUGUUCUUCAGGCACGACGGGGCUUCCAAAAGGUGUCAUGUGCACCCACGAUAACAUGACAACAUACAUAGAUGUCGGUAGAAUGAUUAUGGCACAUCUUGUCGAAAAUGACGAUCCUAGCGACGCUAUCAUUGGUUUAACGCCAUUUUUUCACUCUUUCGGCUUCAUGUUGAUGUUUUUGAAUAUUAUAAGAGGCAAGAAGAUGGCUGUUAUUGGGAAAUUCAAGCUGAAAGUCUUUUUAGAUACUAUAGUAAAGUACAAGGUCAGAAGAGUUAUUGUGCCUCCUCCAGUAUUAUUAAUUAUGUUGAAACAUCCUCUAACCAAUAAAUAUGAUUUGUCUUGCAUUAAAGAGAUUAGAUGUGGUGCAGCAGCUUUAGGGAAAGAAAUGGAAAAAGAACUAAAACAGAGAUUCAAAGUAAAAAGUGUUUCGCAAGCGUACGGUAUGACCGAAACAACUUUAGGGGUACUAACAACCGAAGAGGGUACAGAACCAGUCUUAGGUUCGGUUGGAAAGGUAGUUCCAGGCAUGAUGGCAAAGGUUAUAAAUGAGGAAGGGCAGGCUUUGGGCCCUUACCAAGAGGGAGAGUUGUGUUUUAAGGGGCCUUUGAUAAUGAAGGGGUACGUGGGAAACCCCGAGGCUACUGCAGAGACCAUAGACAAGGAUCACUGGUUGCAUACAGGCGACGUAGCUUAUUAUGACAAAGAGGGAAACUUUUUUAUAGUCGAUAGGAUUAAGGAACUGAUUAAGUACAAAGCAUUCCAGGUUGCCCCUGCAGAAUUAGAGGCCCUACUGCUAACACAUCCCGCCAUUCAGGAUUGUGCCGUUAUUGGUUUACCCGAUGACGAAGCAGGAGAACUACCUCUGGCCUACGUAGUGAAAAAACCAGGCCAACAGAUCACGGAGGAAGAAGUAAAAAAACACGUAGCGGAUACGUUGUCGCAUCAGAAACAUCUGCGCGGUGGGGUGAUCUUUACGGAGGAAAUACUCAGAAACCCUACCGGAAAGAUUCUGAGACGAAUAUUGAGAGAGAAAGCAAAAAAUCUAGUCAAAUUGAAGUCAAAGCUUUAAUAUAUUUUAGUUUUAAAUGUGUUUUUUUUUGUUAUAUUUUUGAUUGUUGUGUAAUGUAAUAUAAACAUCCAGUGGCCAAC
Messenger RNA from Sitophilus oryzae (rice weevil), 2059 nucleotides. Its product is annotated as luciferin 4-monooxygenase. Gene Ontology annotation, molecular function: long-chain fatty acid-CoA ligase activity. The record is from RefSeq and is a predicted model, not a curated record. The transcript has 10 exons. Gene Ontology annotation, biological process: fatty-acyl-CoA biosynthetic process; long-chain fatty acid metabolic process. Bases 342 to 1979 code for a protein of 545 amino acids. NCBI's taxonomy places the organism in Eukaryota, Metazoa, Arthropoda, Insecta, Coleoptera, Curculionidae.